Molecule: messenger RNA, 330 nt
Organism: Adineta ricciae
Lineage: Eukaryota; Metazoa; Rotifera; Eurotatoria; Adinetida; Adinetidae
Source: the annotation of a GenBank genome assembly
AUGUCUUUAUAUGCACUUGAAACUAUAUGUAAUGAUGAACAAAAACGACAAUUUUUACCACUUGCUCAUUCUUAUGAUAUUACAACUGCUUAUGCAGAAACAGAAGCGGUAUUUGUGCGUGCAACAGAUUCAUUUGUACUACAUUUACAUCAAGAAAAAUCUGCCCAGAUGCUUUCUCAGUUAAUUGAAGUAGGUGUAAAUGGUGUUCGUUUUGUAUACAAUCUUGAUGAUAAUAGCUAUCUUCGAUUGAAGAAUGUGCGUAUUCCACAUACUCAAAUGCCUAUGAAAUGGGAUGAAGUUGAUGAAAAAGGGUCCAAUAUAAAAAUCUAG